Malassezia pachydermatis is the source of this 633-nucleotide messenger RNA. RefSeq lists its product as hypothetical. Lineage: Eukaryota; Fungi; Basidiomycota; Malasseziomycetes; Malasseziales; Malasseziaceae. The record is from RefSeq and is a predicted model, not a curated record. The transcript has a single exon. Bases 1 to 633 code for a protein of 210 amino acids.
AUGCCAGAAGAGAUUCAAGCGACAAAAGCACAUUGCGCUUACUGCUUUUCUGCUUUGCAUAAGGCGUGUGGGAAAGCGCCUGUAUACACUCCAGAUGUACCAGGGACUGGGAAGGAGGCACCAGUCUUUGUAUCAUGGUACAUACGGCCUCAGCCAGAGAAAGACCAUCAGCUGCGUGGCUGUAUUGGAACCUUUUCCCCACAGGUACUUCCAGACGGAUUGAAAGAGUAUGCUAUCCGUGCUGGUAUGCAUGAUCCACGAUUCCACCCGAUUCAAGCGGCCGAACUACCUCAAUUGGAAUGCUCUGUCAGCUAUUUAACACCCAUGGAACCUUGCCGGCAUUGGGAAGAUUGGGACAUAGGUGUCCAUGGGAUCUAUAUUCACCUAAAGAACCCGGUGCAGGAUCAUACUCACGGACAUACUAUGCCCAAAGUACUUACAGCGACGUUCUUGCCAGAAGUCGCGCCCGCUCAGGGCUGGUCAAAGAAAGAAACGAUUGACCAUGCCAUUCAAAAAGCUGGCUGGCGUGGCUCUAUCGACGAUACUAUGCGAACCAGCUUAGAAGUGUCCCGGUACCGAAGUCAUCAAGCUACUUUGACCUAUCAAGAAUAUAUAGCACAGGCAGGCCUGUAG